Molecule: messenger RNA, 1674 nt
Organism: Ixodes scapularis (black-legged tick)
Lineage: Eukaryota; Metazoa; Arthropoda; Arachnida; Ixodida; Ixodidae
Product: mitochondrial glutamate carrier 1
Exons: 8
Coding region: 249-1163 (304 amino acids)
Biological process (GO): aspartate transmembrane transport; L-glutamate transmembrane transport; malate-aspartate shuttle
Molecular function (GO): L-glutamate transmembrane transporter activity; L-aspartate transmembrane transporter activity
Source: RefSeq, a predicted model, not a curated record
GUUGGAGCUUUUCGACUUUCGUCGCACUAGUCUAUAACAUUACAAACAAUGUACUUCAUCUGACGCUGGCCAGGUGACGCAAGCUAUAGCCUGUUACAACAGGUACAGUCACCAUCAUCUAUCCACCGAGAAACUUCAAAUUAAUCUUCGGCCGCCGGACAGAGACCGCUUCGCUCGUCUCUCGGUGUCUCGGUCCCGGCGAAACGCCAGGAGCGGUUUCGACACCGCCGUAACAGCCAACAUCGGUCAUGGCGACCCAGACCAAGGCCCAAUUUCCCUUGGUGCCCAAGGUGGUGAAUGGUGGCAUAGCGGGGAUAAUUGGUGUCACCUGCGUCUUUCCCAUUGACCUGGUGAAGACACGACUUCAGAACCAGCAGACGGGACCCAAUGGAGAACGCAUGUACCGCUCUAUGCUCGACUGCUUUCGCAAGUCAUAUGCCGCUGAAGGGUUCUUCGGCAUGUACAGGGGCUCUGCAGUUAACAUCCUGCUCAUCACACCAGAAAAAGCCAUCAAGUUAGCUGCCAACGAUUGGUUCCGCCAUGGUCUUUCAUCAUCUGCCGGGAAGCUGAGUCUAACCCAAGAAAUGCUGGCUGGAGGGGGCGCCGGCUUCUGCCAGAUCAUAGUCACCACUCCCAUGGAACUUCUCAAAAUCCAACUUCAAGAUGCUGGUCGAACAGGGGCGGACAAGCGGCUCUCAGCCCGCGCGGUGGCCACGCAGCUGAUCCGCGAGCGAGGCCUGGUGGGGCUCUACCGGGGCACGGGGGCCACGAUGCUGCGGGACGUAACCUUUUCGGUGAUCUACUUCCCGCUCUUCGCCCACCUCAACUCCCUGGGGCCCCGGCGGGGGGACGGCACGUCCGUCUUCUGGGCCUCCUUCCUGGCCGGCUGCGGGGCCGGCUCUGCGGCCGCCUUCUGCGUCAACCCCUGCGACGUGGUCAAGACGCGCCUGCAGCUGCUCAGUAGAGCCCCCGGGGAGGUCUCCUACAAGGGCAUCCCCGAUGCCUUCUACCGUAUCCUGAGGGAAGAGGGGAUCCGUGCCUUCUUCAAGGGAGCGGGCUGCCGAGUCAUCGUCAUCGCGCCGCUGUUUGGCAUUGCGCAGACAGUCUACUUCCUGGGCGUGGCCGAAUUUCUGCUUGGAAUGGACAGGGCCAAGACUGCCUGAGCUGGACUCAAAACAAUGGCGGCACACCCUGAACGAAAAACGCGGCACACUCUCUCUCACAAACAAGCGACGGCACUUUCAUCAUCUGCCCGAAAAACGCUCUCGCUACGUGGAAGGGACGAUGGCGUUUUAUUUUUAUUUUUUUUUAAAAAAUGCUUUAGGGUCCUAUUGCCCACCUUUCUCUGCCCCCUAAGUUGCCUUUAGUUAACCCAACUAGAAUUUUGUUUUUGCUAGUCUCGGUAGCUUUUUUGCGACGAUGACAGACCCUCUACAACUGUGCACGCCUGGAGUGAUGACACAAUUCCCUCGGUAUAUAGUUUCGUAUUUUUUGGUUUUGAUUCCAACGACCGUCACAUCAGCCUUUGCUGGAUGCCUGAACCUGGUGCUUUCACUGGACGAAGAAGAGGCUAAUCUUGUAUGCCGUUUACUCUGUAAAUGUUUCAAAGCGCUGUUUCAUUUGUCUCCAUGUGGUGGAAAGACAGAUAAUAAAUGUUUUUUCCGUUAUGUUUCA